AUGGCGUCUGAAGUAUUCUGUUUGGUUGUAUUCCUAAAGGCUUCCCAUAGAAUCGAAGCAGGUUUAAGCGGGGGAAAGAGAGUGUGGCGUGCAAGAGAAACGUUACUGUGUGCAGCGGGAAGUAUAUUCAAUGACCUUUGCAAGCGCAUGUUUUCAUUUGGUCUCUUAUUUUUCAUGGAAGUAAUGGAACUUUCAGCUGCGGACACUGGACUUAUAAUACUCAUUGGACAAAUUGUCGACGCUUUGACUUCAGUAAUCUCUGGUUACCUCGGUGAUAUGGUUAAAGUACCCGUUCUUUCACAGAAAAUUGGAAUGCGAAAAUUCUGGCAUCUUAUGGCAACGGUAUUUAUGGGAAUCGUAGUUCCUCUCUGCGUCAACCGUUGCAUUCUCUGUAGUGGAAGUCAUCAAACUUGGCUUCCGAUCGUCUAUUACGGUUUCUUGUACUCACUGUAUAACAUGUGUUUUAGCGUGGUGGAGAUAAAUCACCUGGCUUUCAUCACAACUUCAGCUGUGUCGGUUGAAGAACUAACAGAUCUCAGCGCCAUCAGGACAAUGUUCAGCUUCCUAAGUGGUAUUUAUAUAUACGUGAUCGCCUGGGGCCUUUUCGGACAAGACAAUACCGAUACUCUGGGACCUGAGAGCCUUCCAGAUUUUGUGUACCUCUCGUGGAUUGCGACUGGAACAGGACUCUUCUUUGCAGCCAUCUUCCACAUUGGUACAAAGGAACCUCAAAAAUGUCAGAGUAAAGAAAGCGUCACAACAGAUCUUACGAAAGCUCCUGGAAAAUUCCUGGAAGAGUUUGAACCCGAAAAUGCAAAUUCUAGACGGACCAGUCUUGCUUUUAAGUUUACUAACAUGGUUAUGGCUUCAACUGAAUAUGAAGAACAUCAAAAUGAGAUGGACGGAUGUGGAGAAACCAAAAGCCAUGAAGUGCGUGUCAGAAAACGAAGUCUUCUGCAGAAGUUUGCUGUUGCUAUGUUUGCCGACGGGAAAACUGAUCUAGAAGUACAGCAUUUUGAUAGUGAACGCAAGAAGAGUCUACGAACGCUUGAUUUUGACGACAUCCUGUUGAGACUACAACACGAAGAGCACGAACAACCAAAAUGUUUUGGUGCCAUGGAAAACCAAGUUACAAUGGACGGUAUAGACGAUGAUCAUGCAGCUGAUGAAGAGUCGUGGAAUGCCAGACAAGAAGAGAUAAAAAACAUUACUGAUAAAGAUAUGUCUAUUCUCAUUUGGUUUCCUCUUUGA
This is a messenger RNA of Pocillopora verrucosa, 1251 nucleotides long. The record is from RefSeq and is a predicted model, not a curated record. Lineage: Eukaryota; Metazoa; Cnidaria; Anthozoa; Scleractinia; Pocilloporidae.